UGUAGAGCAUGCUACCUUCAGAUGGGCUUUGAGGAAAUGUGGGUCUUUAACCGACAAACAAUAGCGCUCUUGCAAAUCGCAUUACCUCAAGUCAUUUUUAUUGCUUUUCGGGAAACGGACGGAGUCAUCGGGGCUCAGUUAUAGAGGUAUUUCACGCCCCCGAAGGCCAGAAAGCGGCGAAAAAGAAUAGCAUAACCUACUGACUCCUAAGUGAAUCAUUUUCAGGUCUGUAAUAUUGGCUGAAGGACCGUGUAAACGCGGCUUGUAAAAGGAUCCCACCGUGGUUGGUUGUAGUGUAUAGAGAGGAGCCUACUCAGCUCUCCAGGCUCCUCAGUCAUGGCUCUGCUGGCCUACCUGAAGAGCCUGUUUGUCCUGCAGUUGCUGAUGGGCUUUGUGUUUGUGGUGAGCGGCCUCAUCAUAAACUUCAUCCAGCUCUGCACCUGCAUCCUCUGGCCGAUCAACAAACAGCUCUACCGCAGAAUCAACUGCCGGCUCUCCUACUCCCUCUGGAGUCAGCUGGUGAUGCUGCUGGAGUGGUGGUCGGGCACAGAAUGCACCCUAUACACCGACCAGGCUACGGUGGAUAAGUUUGGCAAAGAGCAUGUCAUCAUCAUCCUCAACCACAACUUUGAAAUCGACUUCCUCUGUGGCUGGACCAUGUGUGAAAGAUUUGGCAUCUUAGGGAGUUCAAAAGUGCUAGCCAAGCAUGAGCUGCUGAAGGUUCCUCUGAUUGGCUGGACCUGGUACUUCCUAGAAAUAGUCUUCUGCAAAAGAAAGUGGGAGGAGGACCGAAAGACUGUCUUCAAAGGACUGGACAGGCUCAAAGACUACCCUGAAUAUAUGUGGUUUCUUCUGUAUUGCGAGGGCACCCGUUUUACAGAGAAGAAACACCAAAUCAGUAUGCAGGUUGCAGAGAGUAAAGGCCUGCCCAAGCUCAAAUACCACCUACUACCCCGAACCAAAGGAUUCACCACAACACUGCAGUGUCUUAAGGGCACAGUAACUGCUGUAUAUGAUGUGACUCUCAACUUCAAAGACAACCAAACUCCCACUCUGCUGGGCAUCGUCAACGGCAAGAAAUACAAAGCUGACAUGAGCGUAAGGCGGUUCUCUGUGGAGGAUAUACCAGAUGAUGAGGAGGAGUGUGCCAGCUGGCUGCACAAGCUCUACCAGGAGAAGGAUGCCUUACAGGAAUUCUACAGCAAAGAAGGCAAGUUCCCCGGACCCACAGUAAUCCCACAUCGCCGACCAUGGACGCUGCUGAACUUCCUGUUUUGGGCCAGCCUGCUGCUUUCACCCCUCAUCAACUUUGCUUGUGGAGUGGUUGUCAGUGGCUCCCCUCUCCUCAUCAUUGGCUUCAUCAUAUUCCUCAUCAUAGCCUCCAUAGCUAUCCGUCGCCUCAUAGGGGUCACCGAGGUGAAGAAAACAGGCUCCAGUUACGGCGACCAGGAGGCCAAGAAACAAAACUAAAGUGUGUCACCCCGCCCCUCCCAUGUACGGCUGUAUCUGUGUGGUUGCCCUGCGGUGUCUUACCCGUACCCGACUCCAUUCUCCUCCUACUGUUGAGUCAGUUGGUUGGCCGGGGAGGAGAACCAGCUGUGAAAACAUAAUAGACACCAGAGUUAGAAAUACUAAUGGCACUAGAGUGAGAGAGAGCAUGGAAUGUCUGGGGGUUCAAGCUCUCUGGUGUAACACAAAACAAAAGGAGGGGGAGAUGCAUUACUGUAUUCCCCUGCAUCUUUCUUGAUCCAGCAAGUCCCCAUCCCGGCCCCAUUAAAUCCCGAAAACACCCGAGGUCAAGCUCCUAACCUGUCUGAGGUCACAUGGACAGCCAGUCCGCCCAUUUUCUGCUCUGCACUACGUACCCCCACUUCCUGUCACAGGGAGUGGGGGCGUGCUCAUUCUUUUUGCCCACAUAACACAAACCGUUCCGUAACUGAUUUUUUUUUUUUUUUUUUAAUUUAAUUUUUUUUAAAAUCAUCUUAUCUUAACCUCCAUCCAGGGGCAGUGCGUUACUGAAACAGCAAUCUGUAAUAUGCAUGACGCGUCUCUCCCUUUUUUCACUAAGUGGGACUUGUAAUGGGAACCGGUGCUUUAAGGCCCAGUCUGGUUUCCUCAAUCUUAAGGGUCAAUUCACCCAAAUCUCAAAGAAAUUUAACCAUUUAACCUCUACGUAUCUAGCAUUGCAGAUAGUUUUGGUUUUUAUACGCUUUUAUACUGAGAUUUCCACUACCAUACCAAAAAAGGGAGGUGAAAAAAAUUUUGUUCAUGAUGCUCAAAUCAUUGUAACGUAUAUUUGAAAACCUUAACAGCAGAGCGUCUUUCCAGAAAUAGUGUCUGAGUAACUCGGGUAACUACCAACAGUUUUCAUCAGAAACUAUGUUUCGAAUGUAAAAAAUUGCGAAAACAUCACUGACAUGGAGUAGUGGGCAGAUUGGUUCUAUGAAGACACAUUACUCUUGAGUUUUUCAAAUCCCAUUUUCAAUCUUUUGAGAACCGCCAGUGACAUCCACCUCCAUUGUACUAGGUUAUGAGUCUCAGAGCACAGAUCUCAAAAGGUAAAUCCCGCAUCAUCUCCAGGGCUAGAUAUCACAAGGGUGAAGUGGGGAAAAUCCUUUUUUUACUUUAAUCACAUGAUCUUGGUGAAUUGACCCAUUAACACCCUGGUUUGGAGAUGAUGGUGUCUGUUAAACUACAACAAGGGCUCUGAAUGUGAAAACUGUCCUUAUCAAGGAUACCUACCAUCUGUUACAGGUCUCGUUCGUAGCCCGCAGCACCAACACCCACAGAUUCAUUCGAAAACAUUUCAAUUCUCUUUCCAAUCUGUUUCUAUUUUCACUGGAUUUACACAGAUGUGAAGUUGCACACGUUAUUCAUUUUUCAACAUAACUGGACCAUUUCUGACCCCCUAAAUGUGAUGUUAAUUCAGACAGCAAUCCCAGUCUGAACACUGAAGUAGUAGAACAUACCAAACCCCCUCUGAUGCCAGUUAAAAUGCAGCUCACACUGCUCGGGGUUCAUGUGUUGAAUGACAGUGGACCCAGAUUCCAGAAAACAGUCACCAACUGUCGUCACGUAGCCUCACGGCUGUUAGAAUAUGAUUUUGCUCUCCUGCUAUAGACCGUAGUAGUGAUGUUUUAACCUUUGCCUUAAAUCAAGCUUGCUCAGGCAAGGGAUUGCUUAUUCGCCAGCCCUUUAAAACAGCACCCCCCACUCUUACCUCUCUUGUGUUUGAGUACUCACCCUCUCUUCCUCCCAUUACAGCAGUGCACGGUGGAGUAGCGCACAUUCAUUUGGUUUGAUCACCAAAAUGUAUGAAUAAUUGCAAACCACUGUCAGUCUUUAAAAUGGAAAGCUAGGAAGGUGUUGGUUUGUCAAAGGCGUCUUUGGAACUGUGUAGAGCGCCAUUAGUUAAAGAAGCUGUUUACACUCCAUGUGCAGGGCAGCUUUGUUUCUCUGGAUGUCAGCACAGCGACACUUAGCCAUUGUUGGUGCACUUUCUGUUUCGCACAUUUCACGGUUUUAGAAUCGGUCACCCCAGAGUUGGUUGUUUUUAAAUGUCUCUCAAAUUAAACGUUUGCUGCUGCAGUACAUGAGUGGAUCUCUUCUGGUGUGACGAGCCACAUUUCGUGGUCCCCAAAUACAAACAAUGGUAGCAAGACACGGAGGGGAUAUUUUGUGUCCUGCUCUCUCCUCCCCUCUGCCCUCCCGUGCCACAUGUGGUAUUAAUCUUAGAUUUUGUUUUGUCUGUUUCAAAUUUUUCGGGAUCAUCACUCCUCAGCAGCGAUAUGUUGUGCACUUCCUGUAGAGUUUUCUCAACCCAGACGGAUUUCAUGCAAGCCUUAAUAGACAGUGCUGCUUAAUUUUUGUGUGAAAAUGUAGAAUCUAACUGAGCCCCUGUUGUAGUGAAGGAACAAUGUGUGAAAAAUGUCCUCCAGUAUAGCAAGCAGGUUGCUGGAAUUAGUUGUCAAGUGACUUGUUCUGAAGUUUUAACAUAAAGAAAUAAAAUGAACUGAGAACGGAUAAAGUCAUGUUCUUAAUUAAUCCACAUUUUUUACACAAAGAUGCUUGGAGUUGCAUUACCUCCAGAUAUUUGUUAAAAGCUUUAGGAUUUUUAGCUUGUUAUCUUUUUCUUCAAGGGAUCUGUUUCUCCUUACAUCCCAACACGCGGCAUCAAAUAAAAAUGCACUCCAAUCCAUCCAUUCAUUCAGUAAAAAACAUUUUCCGAAGCAGAAAGAAUUCAAACGUACGACCCAGUAUUUAGAAAAACUUUUUACACUGGAUGUUUUUUAUUCAGUAAAAGAAAUAAAACUAACUUGUGGUUGCUUUUUUUUCCUUUUCUGAAUUCUCUACCAGAACCCAAUAACAGUACAAAUUGACACCACUUUAUGAAUUUUCUAAAUCUCAGAGAUAAUUCCGUUAGUGGCACCUCUUUCGUCAGCUUUUGUUUCGUUUUCUAACGCUAUUUUUAUGUUUUCUUCAAUUAAAACACUUGAGAAUAUUAAAGGAUUUAACCACAAAGCAA
Xiphias gladius (swordfish) is the source of this 4525-nucleotide messenger RNA. It is a transcript of the gene agpat3, whose product is annotated as 1-acylglycerol-3-phosphate O-acyltransferase 3. Gene Ontology annotation, molecular function: 1-acylglycerol-3-phosphate O-acyltransferase activity. The record is from RefSeq and is a predicted model, not a curated record. Gene Ontology annotation, cellular component: endomembrane system; endoplasmic reticulum. NCBI's taxonomy places the organism in Eukaryota, Metazoa, Chordata, Actinopteri, Istiophoriformes, Xiphiidae. Bases 337 to 1470 code for a protein of 377 amino acids. The transcript has 10 exons.